Phaedon cochleariae (mustard beetle) is the source of this 990-nucleotide messenger RNA. NCBI's taxonomy places the organism in Eukaryota, Metazoa, Arthropoda, Insecta, Coleoptera, Chrysomelidae. The record is from the annotation of a GenBank genome assembly.
AUGUUACCUUUGGCCUCAACCAGCGUUACUUUCAUUUAUAUCAAUUCUUGUUCCAAGUACAAAUACUUCAUAGUGACCGGCACGCCAGUGAUCUUCCGCAACCUAGGAGCCAUCACCUACACGCUCUGCGUAGUCAGCUGGGUAGUAGGCAUAGUGGUGAUGCUGGCCCAGUACUACCUGCAGCCAGACAUGCUCAUGUGGCACACUUUCGGCUACUACCACAUCCUGGCCAUGCUGAAUUGCCUGUGCGCCCUGUGGUACAUCAAUUGCACCGCCAAAGGUAGAGCUGCCGGUUGGUUGGCAGAGAACUUGCACAACGCUCUGCAGUCUUCAGAUCCGGCCAGUCGGCUGGCCGAAUACAGGGAUCUGUGGGUGGAUUUGUCGCAUAUGAUGCAGCAGCUCGGAAAAGCCUACAGUGGGAUGUACGGUAUGUACUGCGUCCUUAUCCUUCUGACUACCAUCGUGGCCAGCUAUGGAUGCUUGACUGAGAUUUUAGACCAUGGUCUGUCGUUCAAGGAAGCAGGACUUUUCCUUAUAUCCUUCUAUUGCAUGACUUUGUUGUACAUUAUUUGCAACGAAGCGCAUUAUGCUUCACAUAAGAUGGGACCAGAAUUCAGAGAAAGGCUUCUGAAUGUCAAUAUAGGUGUUGUAGACAUCAGAACUAGACAAGAAGUGCAUAUGUUUUUGACAGCAAUAGACAAAAAUCCACCCAUCAUGAAUUUAAAUGGAUAUGCUAAUAUCAAUAGGAAACUGAUAACAUCGACAGUGACGUCCAUGGCAACGUACCUGGUAAUGCUGAUGCAGUUUCGUCUGUCUCUAAUGAGGAAUGCAGCUAUUGCAGCUAGAAGGGCUGCGGUUGCAGCUAGUGUGAAUACAACCACAGCUACAGUAUUGAACAAAUAGACAUCUCACUAUAGGAGAAUGGUUGUUUUUUCUAUAGUCAAUAUAGGGAUACGAAUAAAUUUGUAAUUUGUUUGAAUAGUAUUCAAA